UAUGCUUUGUGACUUGUCUUGGCCUGUCGCACAAACUUCAUUCGCGGCUUAUAAAAUAUUAAAGCAGACUAAUUAGUAAUAUGCAGUGCGGUUAUAAAGAUUAAUAAAUGCCCGCCACGUCAAAUGCAGGCGAACUAAAACAUUUUCAAUAAUGAAAUCGCAUUCUCUAUCGCUUGGUUCAACUAACGGGCUAUUUGGAAAGCCAGGGAAGGGGAAUUUGGUGCCAUUUCGAGAUGAUAACGGAGAAAAAUUUAAUUUCAAAAACGCUGCCUUAUUCAAACGGAAAUAAUGAACCAAUCAACUAUGGCGUUCUAUGUUAUCUUUUGAAUAAUCAGCCAAUAACGUCAAUCCACAUAAAUAAAUCAUUUUCACACUUUAUGCUAAUACAUGAUUCUUGGUAUUAAUUAUCAACAUGGACUCCGUAUCGUGUUUGAUGGCGCUGUUUGAUUUGGUCGCUUUAUUCGCUGUGAUAGGACUUCUAUUUAUGUAUUUCGUUCAUGUCGUAGCUAUUGUCUACGGCAAAGUUAAGCUCCACAGAUUCAAUUUGACAUCAAGUCAUGUUUCUCAGGGUCCUAAUAAUUUCUGUCCUGGUGUCAGUAUGUUAAAGCCUCUCGUCGGCGAAGAUGAAAACCUGUACAUGAACUUGAAAAGUUGUUUUGACCUUAACUAUGAAAAGCUGCAAAUUCUGUUUUGUGUUCAAGACGAAAACGAUCCCGCCACUCGAACAGUUAAGAAACUCAUGGAUGACUAUCCCAAUGCAGAUGUUCAACUGCUAACAUGUGCAACGACUGGAGGAGUAAAUCCAAAAAUAAACAAUAUGUUGCAAGGCUACAAAGUUGCAAAGUACGAUUUGAUAUGGAUAAAUGAUAGUGCAUUAUUUGUUCAUCCUAAUACACUGUCGCAAAUGGUUUCUGAUAUGGCCGAUGAUGUUGGAAUAACUCAUCAGGUACCGUUUCUGAUGAAUAAGUCGUCUUUUGCUGGAGUACUUCAAAAGGUUUAUUUUGGCACCCAACAUGCCCGUGUGUAUCUCUUUGCAAAUGCUCUUGGUUUUACAUGUACAAAUGGAAUGUCCAUGUUGUUGAGGAAGCAUGUGCUAGAUAAAGUAGGCGGAAUUCAGGCAUUUUCUUCCUACAUUGCCGAGGAUUUCUUUAUAAGUAAAUCUUUUGCCGAUAGAGGUUGGAAAAUCGUGUUGAGUAGUUUGCCGGCGAUGCAAAAUCCAUCAAAAAUCGAUUUGUCGUCUUUUUUUACAAGAAUGGUAAGGUGGACGAGGCUACGUAUCACAAUGAUGCCGGUAAUUGGAGUCCUUGAACCAUUGACCGAGUGUAUUACAAUUGGAUUAUUGGGAUGUUUUGGGGCAUAUUAUUUAUGGGGACUUAGUAUAUGGAAGCUUUUACUUUCCCAUUGUUUAUUGUGGUUUGUUGCCGAUCAACUGUUGUUACAUAUUAUGCAAGGGCCUGUUCCAAUGGCACCAUUCUACGAGUUAACGCUAGCGUGGCUACUACGGGAGACGUGGACGUACUUCAUAUUCCUUCGGGGGCUGUGCGGAAGGGAGAUCACAUGGAAAAAUGGCGCGUUCAGAAUACAGACUGGCGGGAAAGCAUAUCGUAUACAGGGCAUGAAAGUUGAAGAUGAUGAGCAUUGCUUGUGAAAUAGAUAUAUAGUGACACAUAGUAUAUAUUUAUAAUUUAUACCAUACCUGCAAAGCUCCAUAUGUACAAAUCUCGCGUUUCUUCGCGUUUUUAACUACUUUAAAAUGUUAUGAAUGUUGCCAUUGUUAUGAUUAAAAAUGUUGCCAUUUUAUCAUCA
Molecule: messenger RNA, 1806 nt
Organism: Dendronephthya gigantea
Lineage: Eukaryota; Metazoa; Cnidaria; Anthozoa; Malacalcyonacea; Nephtheidae
Product: ceramide glucosyltransferase-like
Exons: 12
Coding region: 413-1648 (411 amino acids)
Biological process (GO): glucosylceramide biosynthetic process
Cellular component (GO): membrane
Molecular function (GO): ceramide glucosyltransferase activity
Source: RefSeq, a predicted model, not a curated record